GAAAGGUGCCAGAGUGAUGCUAACAUCUAAUAUUGAUAUCAAUGAUAGACUCAUAAAUGGUCAAAUGGGGACUGUACAUAGUAUUGGUAUUAACCCAACUACAAGCAAAGUAACUGUUGUCUACAUAAAAUUUGAUGAUAGUCAAGCUGGAAAUAUUUUGAUGCAAAAACACUCUUCAAAUGUUGUUAUUAGAAAUCACAGAGUUGUGCCUAUUGAACAGAUAUUAGCUAAAAUUAAGAUUCGCUCUAAUAAGCCAUCUUCCCCUGUCAUUCAAAGAAUACAAUAUCCUAUUGCUCUUGCUUGGGCCUGUACAGUUCACAAAGUUCAGGGACUAAGUCUUGAUAAAAUUGUUAUCAGUUUUGAGUUAUUCAAGCAAAAAUCUUUCAAUUUUGGACAAGUCUAUGUUGCACUUAGCAGAGCACGUUCUUUACUAGGAAUCCAUCUUCUUACUAAACUUGAAAGUAAACAUAUAAAAGCAGAUAAAAGAGUACAUGAUGAGUAUCAAAGAUUAAAAAGCAUUCCAAGUGCAAAUGAUGCAUCCUUGCUUGAUAUGGCAGUAUUUCACGUAUCUCUUUUGAACAUACGCUCUCUUAGGAAACAUGCUAUUGACUUGAAGUUUGAUAUGAACAUAUUUGAUUGUGAUGUCAUUGCUUUGACAGAAACUCAGCUUCUCCCCCACGAUACUGAUGAAGAAAUAAGAAAAAAAUUAAAUCCAAUGACACUUUACAGACAAGAUCAUAGUUCUGAWAAAUUUUGUAGUUUGGCAGUUUGUACUAAACCAAAUGCCUUUUUUGAGCAUAAACAAUAUUUUCCAGAGCUUAAUGCUUUAAAAUUUGUGAUGUCAAUUGAUUCGGGUGAGAAAGUUUGGACAUGCCUAUUAUUGUACAAAAAGAAAAAUAUUCACAUCAAUCAUUURGCCAAUACUCUUGGCUCUGUACUUGAGAAUAAUAUGAUUGAUAUCAUAUUUGGAGAUUUUAACAUUGAUUUCUUUGAUGACCAAGCAGUUCAGUGUCUGAAAGCAAUAAUGAAUACACAGAAUUAUGUGCAAGUUGUACAAAAUGCAACAUUUCUGUCUGGUUCUUUGCUAGAUCAUGUUUAUGUAAAGUGCCCAUUYCAUUCUGCAAUUGUUCAAAACUUUGUAAUUAGUGUUUAUUUUUCAGAUCAUGAUGCUGUCAAACUUUCAAUACGUUUAUGAGGGUAUUGUUUCUUUACUUAGUGCUAUCAAAUUCUCAAAUUUGAUAUAACAAGACAAUGCAAAAAAAUUAUUUCACACAAUAUACAGUUUGUUACAAUAUUAACUUAAAAAGUACAUGUAAAUAAUAACAUGACUAUUAAUUGAACUAAUUAUGUACUCAAAUCAAUGUUUAAACCUCACACAAGGUUCUUGUUUAUUUAAUCAACCAACCUGAACUAUUGAAAUGUAAUAAUGAUACAGAUUUGCUGUUUAACACUCUACACAAUAAACAUGGAUCGAAAACCCAAAAAAGCUCGUCCUAAAGACAAAGGACUAAAAACUGGGCCUUCAACAUCAGCAAUUCAGAAAGUUACUCUUUCAAAUGAUCAAAGUGAGCAUGCAGGACCUUCAACAUCAGGAAUUCAACAAGCUAUUCCUCCAAAUGCUGAAAGUAAACGUGCAGGAUUAACUGAAACCCUGUCUGCAAGCAAUAAAUUUACAGAGCUGUCUUCUAUAGAUGUUGAUAACAACUCAAGCACUGUGACAAUUAAGGUCAAGAUAACAUCAAAAYUCCUUAAGAAUGUAUCCACUGGUAGUAUUUUGGAGAUGGAUUUGUGUGAUGGUGGAUCAUUUUGUAGGUGUAUAGCCUGGAACAACCUAGCUUCUUUCUUUAAUAAUAAGCUAUCAUUGAAUAGUACUUAUGAGAUGUCAGGAYUAUCAGUAAGAAAGAUUAAGCCACAGUUUCAAAAACAAGGGUCUCUGCCCAUUGAAAUUAUUCUUUCAGGGGGUGUAAAGAUAAAAAUAUCUGAUGAUGAUAUUCAGGCACCUGAUACUCCUUAUUGUACAAUAGAUAGUCUGAAUCAAGCUCUAAGUCAAAGAGUAAAUGUCAUAGGAAUAGUCAAAUCUUAUGACAAUCCAACCCCACAAACAACUCAACAAGGAAAAACUGUAAUGAAGAGAGAAAUAAUAAUAGCAGAUGAUAGCAAUAAGGAGACAACAGCAACCCUGUGGGGUGAAGUAGCAACUUCGUUUAGCUUAGAGGGACACCCAGUCGUAGAAAUAACAAAUUCCCCUGUCAAGUCAUUUAAAAACAAAGCAACAAUUUCAGUUACAAAUAUAAGGGAAGAUAAUACUUCUCCUCGAAGUGAAAAACUUAAGACAUGGUUCAAAGAUAACCCAUGUACAACUCCAGUUUCAACUGCCAAACGGCGUUUAGAUAUUGGAACUUACAGUAAAGUUCCAAUAACCCAGCUGUCCAAUAUUGCUGRUGGAGAAGAAGUACAAGUUGAGACACAAAUAGAAAYUGCAGACUGUGACAUAUACGUAGCUUGUAAAAUCUGUAAAACAGCUGUUAUUACAGUUUUAGAUGAGGAGUACUGCCCUAAGUGCAAUAAGAAUACUGAYACUACUAAAAGAUUAGUUUUGUGUAUUGGGUUAAAAGAUUUUACCGAAAAUGUAAAAUUGUUUCAUGAUAAUAUGGGAUGUCUUACCAACAUUGAUGUCAAUGAACAUGAUUCGAAUGAGAUAUUAGAAUCAAUUAGACCUUUUCAUAACAAGCCUGGAUGUUUUUUGAUUUUAAAAAGAUCAAAAAAUGGCUUCUUGGAUUAUGUUAUCCUUGAUAUCACUUUUUAAGUGAUCUAAAGAAUGCUAAGCUUGAAUAGUCUGAAGUUUAUUUUCUGUUAAUGAAUUACUGUUUUUCCUACAAAAGGAUAUAAUGUUUUGCAUUCGAUGAAUAUCAUCUAUCAUCCAUGUUUUACUGUUGAGUUACAUAACUUUGUUUCAGUUUAAGAGUGUUAAUAAAAUUCUCUGUUGAUAUUCAAUGUUGUCCUUUAUUUAUAUAUUCUAUCAUAAAUACAAAUAAUCCAUUCUCAACAACCCUGGGCUUUUCUUCUAUCUCUAGUUCCUCGCUACAAAUGA
Exaiptasia diaphana is the source of this 3091-nucleotide messenger RNA. Its product is annotated as replication protein A 70 kDa DNA-binding subunit B. The coding region runs from base 1427 to 2806 and encodes 459 amino acids. The transcript is spliced from 6 exons. The record is from RefSeq and is a predicted model, not a curated record. Lineage: Eukaryota; Metazoa; Cnidaria; Anthozoa; Actiniaria; Aiptasiidae.